AUGAAGUUGACGAAUCUGGUGUUGUUUGCGCUUUCCUCUGUGUCUGUCGCGUUCGGGCAAACCGCUGGAGCGGCCCGCAAACGACGCGCUCGCGCUCGUGUCCAAAUGCAACAACGAUCUCCAGGCUGGCCCCCCGGAGAAAUCACGUCCAAACUCACGGGGCUAACCGUUGAGAUCAAAUCUCUGUUCGGCGCUUCAGGCGGACCCGGAGAUGGGCCUGGAGAUGAGAUCGAAAAUCGCGGUGCAAAUGGCUACGAUGAUCAAAACCCGAAACCAAGAACCAAAUCGCGAUCAAAACAGCAUCGAUCAUCUCAUCUGGCCGAUUCCAACAACAGCGGCGGCGAAGCGUUGAAAGAUCUCGUCGUGGCCCUUGAAAAACAGGUUCCUGGCGUGGACAAGGAGAUUUACCGAAUCCUAAACGUCGGGACGAUUGCCAAGUUGAGAGCGAAUGGGGGGUCUGUUGCGCCUGUGUUGAAUGUGGCCGAGGUCAAGGUUAAGCUUGACGUCUAA
This is a messenger RNA of Rhizoctonia solani, 510 nucleotides long. RefSeq lists its product as uncharacterized. The transcript has 4 exons. Bases 1 to 510 code for a protein of 169 amino acids. Lineage: Eukaryota; Fungi; Basidiomycota; Agaricomycetes; Cantharellales; Ceratobasidiaceae. The record is from RefSeq and is a predicted model, not a curated record.